Molecule: messenger RNA, 1286 nt
Organism: Pimephales promelas (fathead minnow)
Lineage: Eukaryota; Metazoa; Chordata; Actinopteri; Cypriniformes; Leuciscidae
Source: RefSeq, a predicted model, not a curated record
AUGUUUUACUCCACUGCUUCUGUUCACGCUGAUUCGUCCGUUCACGAGACGUUCCUGGAGUGCCACUAUAACUGGGAGCUGUUGAUCUGGUGUGUGUCGCUGUCUCUGUACCUGCUGAGGUUCGUCACGCUGGGGUCCGAGACCAGCAAGAAGUACAGCAACACCUCCAUCUUACUGACCGAACAGAUUAAUUUGUACUUGAAAAUGGAGAAGAAACCAAAUAAGAAGGAAGAACUCACCCUGGUCAACAACGUCCUCAAACUGGCCACCAAAUUACUGAAGGAGCUGGACGCCCCGUUCCGCCUGUACGGGCUGACGAUGAAUCCUCUGCUGUACAACAUCACGCAGGUGGUGAUCCUGUCGGCCGUGUCAGGGGUCAUCAGUGACAUGCUGGGCUUCAACCUGAAGCUGUGGAAGAUCAAAUCCUGACGCGGCUCGAGGGAUUCUGCACCGAACACACACGACUCGUCCUGACCGUGACCUCUGACCCCGUUGUCAGGAGUGCUUGUGCAAUUCAGCUAUUUAUUUGAUCCUUUCAGUGUUUCUUUUUUAUCCUCAAGUGUUUGUUUUAGCUGUUACAGUUGUUUUAAGUAUUAUUUUAGCUCGGGAUGUGACGUUCUCAUUGGAAAGAGUCUCAAAGACUCAUUGUUUUGGAGUCUGAUAUUUAAGACUGACGUGAGUUACUGAAACCAGGAGUUUGAAGAUGAAAGACCCGUCAGGUCAAGGGUCAAGGGUGGCGAUGAACAGAUGAAACUGACACACACACGUUUAUAUUUUGAUCUGUUUUUCUGCUUUGCUCUGUGUUUAUAUUCUCAGAAGUGUCGGUGAGCUGAAACUGAUGCGUCUUCAGUAACUCAAACGAGUGUGUGUGUGUGUGUGUGUGUGUGUGUCAGCGGUUCGGAAAGCCUCAAGAUGUGCACUUUACAGCAGAAAAUGUUACAUGUUUCAGUCUAAAGCGUCUUGGCGUUGUGUUUUUGUUUGGGACGGAUGGUGUAACGACCAAAGUGUUUAUUUGCGUGUUUUGCUGAAUGUAUUCGAGACUCUUUGAUUGACAGUUUCUUUGUUGUGAGUUUGUUUUUGCCUGUUUUGGUUUUGAUUCGUAUAGAUCCAUAUUUCUGUUCAUGGAGGGAAAAUGUUCUGUUACAAAGAAACACUAUUUGAGGAAAUGUAAAACUCAAUCCUGUUUGUAGUGUAUGAUUGUCAAACGUUCCUUGUUUUCCACUGGCUGGUACGGCCAGACGUCACGAGACUGUCACUCACUGUACAAAUAAACCUCAUGAAAAGCG